AGUUUUACUUUUUUUUGGCUUUGUUUUGUUUUGACGCUGGGAAUCCCAAAUCCCAUCAUCCGCAAGAUUGUUUGGUUCUCGGUAAUCGGAGCGCUGAUGAUUACGUUUGUUGUCAGUCACCUUUUAGCAAUGGAUCGAAUGGUACUACCGUUGGUGAUAUUAUUUUUCCAUUGCGUCCACGGGCAUCCACAAACAAGAGAAAUAUUUUACCGAAGAACCACCACGCCGGAUCCAAUCCAGGCGUUUUUUAGUAGCUGCAAUCCACAUACUGCUGAUUGCGUCCGUGAGCAAAAUUGUGCAUCUGAGAAUAUUUUGAAUGUUGGGCGAUGCAGUGGCAUUGGACAAGUCUGUUGCAAACGGGAGAAUACAGCUGUAGUAUUUCCAGACUAUACCACACCAAGACCCGUGAGAACCACCGCAACUACCACUACAGCUCGUCCUAGAACAACCAAACCGACAACUCUAAAACCAACCACAACGGAAGAACCUUUCACCGGUUGGUUAUAUGAAGAUUGCGGUGUUCGACAGUCGACCCAGCUGUAUAACGAAGAUAUCAGAGACUCUGAAAGAGACGAAUUCCCAUGGAAUGUAGCAAUCUUUUCGGAAUCCGUAAACAGUUUUGGAUACAUGCAGAACGUGUUCUACUGUGGAGGUACUCUGAUAGACGCUUCCGUCGUUAUUACGUCCGCCAACUGCGAAUCUCUCAAGCCUAACACUAAACUGUCCAUCGCUGUUGGCGUUUGGAACCUAAGCAAUCCCGAUGAGAACUGGCAGAUUCGCAAGGUGGUAAACAUCAUCAAGCAUCCAGGAUUCAAGCUUGAUUCGAGAAUAUCAAGUAUCGCGUUACUGGUUCUAGAUGACCAGGUGGAUUUUACUCCACGGAUCAACAGAAUAUGCUUGCCAGAGCCGGAUAUUGACUUAAGUCAAAGCAUGUGUUUUGUCACUGGAUGGGGCGGUAGUGAACCUGCGGUUCGAUCACGCAUGAAAUUAGUAGAAAUGCAGCGGAUAAAGCACGGCCAAUGCGAGGCAGCAGUUCGAAAAAUAGUACGCGGCCACUACCAGUUGAACCCAAGCUUUCUGUGUGCAAGGGAAGAUUUAAACAAUCACAUUUGCUCCUUUGAUGUCGGGUCACCAUUGUUCUGUUCGAUCCCGGGCCGUGAGAAUCAAUUCUAUCAAGUGGGUAUUUUCGUUUGGAAUCAGUUUGUGCAACAGAACCCCGUAUGUGGUGAUAAUGUUGGAACGGUGAACCUAUUUGUUGACAUUCAACAAUUCAAAAAGUGGAUUGAUGACAAAAUGGAAGAAAAUGAUAGAAGCUCUAACAUAUAUACACCACAGCCUCUAGAUGACAAUGACGAUAAUAAUUAAAUAACUUUAACAAAUAAAAACGGGCGUUGGAAUCGUUUUCGCUUU
Messenger RNA from Aedes albopictus (Asian tiger mosquito), 1410 nucleotides. Its product is annotated as inactive CLIP domain-containing serine protease A30. Gene Ontology annotation, molecular function: serine-type endopeptidase activity. The transcript has 3 exons. The record is from RefSeq and is a predicted model, not a curated record. NCBI's taxonomy places the organism in Eukaryota, Metazoa, Arthropoda, Insecta, Diptera, Culicidae. Gene Ontology annotation, biological process: proteolysis. Bases 97 to 1365 code for a protein of 422 amino acids.